AUGCAUAUCAACGCGAUAAGGAGGGCCAAGGAGAGGAGUCGCUCUGCCUCGUUAGAAGGCCAACUGCUGGACUCUAUAGCGGAGCACAGCAACUCCAACCGUACGAGUGGCAGACAGAGUGAAAAUAACGAAGGGGCUUCUAGCGAGGCGCGGGAGGCAGGGGAAAACGGAGCAGGUACCGGAUUGGAGGAGGAUUGUGAUUUAGGGAAUGAAGGACACGUGGACAUGGCGAGCUACAGUGAUUAUGGCUUAUCGUUUGAUAUGGUGGGGAAGGGCGGGGCGAAUGGUGGGGAGAAGGUGGGAUUUACGGAUAAGUUCAGGCAAGUAGGAAAGCGGAACCAGAUGCAUAUCAACGCGUUUCGGAGGGACAAGGGCAGGGACAGGCACGGCGGUGACUCGAUAGUGGGUGGGUUGGAGGACUCUAUAACGGUGCAAUCCGGUUCCAAGGUUGGUGAAAGGGGCGGGGGCGAGGGCGUAAACCCAAGCUGCGAAAAGCAGAGUUCCAGUGAAGCGGUUCGCAUGGGUAUUGAUGGAGAUGUUGUUAGUGGGAGCAGGGGGGGCAGUGCUAGUACUGGUAGCAAGAGUGACUGUAACGAGCGAGUAGCAGUGGCAGGGGAAAGCACGGUUGGUGACAAGGAUGGGGAACAGCAGGCUGGUGAGGGGGACGCUGGGGGAGGCGCUGGGGGGAGCGCUGAUGGUGGUGGAUCUCAGGGAGGGCAUGCUGAGCCCUUGGCAUCCAUCUCGUUCAGAACAGCAGCGGAUUCUCUCCCCGGCACUGAAGCAUCUGCGUCCCUUGCUUGCACAGACGCGGUCCCGUCCCUCCCCCGCAUGGAAGCAUCUGCGGAAUCGUCUUCUGGGAGCUUGCUGGGCAAUAAGGGAGAAACAAUCUCGGGGAAAUGUCAGCAGCCCCGCCGUCUGUCUGUCCCCUGCCGGCCGACCUCGGCCGCCAGGUGGCGUGCUACGUGUGGCCUGCCUUCUCGUGUGUCCAUCGAGAGAGAUGCUGAGCUGGCUGCCAGGCUGGCAGAAAUCCGAGCUGGAUACGCUGGGCGGUGGGUGGGAGAGGAUAAGAUCGAGCGGGAGGGCUCGGGGGUUCAUACGAGCAGCGGCCGCAGCUUGGGGAGCAGCAAUUGUGACAGUAACGCGAGUGACUGUAGGGGGGGGGAGGGGUACGGGUCACAUCAAGGGACGUCAGUGCUCUUAUCACAGCACUCACCCGUGGAAGGUAGACAAUCUCAGGAGCACACUAGGACUAUGCAAGACCGAGUGCAGCGCAGCUGUGAGGAUGUGUUACCGGAUCAGUUAGACAGUCCCCAGGAGAGACAGACUGCGGAAGAAGGGAGAAAAGGAGGGGCGGUGGGGGAGGGGGCGGGGCUGGGGGAGGAGGUGAGACAGGGAGAGGGAGAAGUUGAGGAGAGGGCGGGGUUGGUGGAGGAAAUGGGGGAGGUAGAGGGAGAAGUGUUGGUGGAGGAAGUGGCAGUCACUCUGGAGAGGAUUGAAGCAGCUUUCAGUCGAUUCAGUAGCGUUGUGGAGUCGUGUGAACGAGGAGAGGGAGAAGAGGAAGGGGAGGGAGAAGGAAAAAGGGAGGGAGAAGGAAAAAGGGAGGGAGAAGGAAAAGGGGAGGGAGAAGGAAAAGGGGAGGGAGAAAGAAAAGGAGAGGGAGAAGGAAAAGGAGAGGGUAAAAGGGAAGGAGAGGGGGAAGGGGAAGUGGGCAGGAUAGAGGAGGCAUUCAACCGACUCAGCAGCCAUGUUGAUGAGCUGGCUUCUCUCAAGGCACAACAGGCCGCUUCUACUGCCACUGCUGCCACUGCUGCUGCUGUACCUGCUGCUGCUGCCACUACUGCUACUGCUGCCACUGCUGGGAAUGCAACUGCUGCCACUGAUGCUAUUGUGGGGAAUGCGGCUGCCCCUGCUGCCACGGCUGGCAAUCCAGUGAAGAGGGUGUAUAGUAUCCGAGUGAAACCCGCUCACAUGCAUGCUGCUGUGAGGGCAGCGGUGCGAGCCGUGCAGGCUGUGCCGUGGGGUCAGGUGGAGGAGAGGCAACGAGGCACUACGAAAGAGGGAGGGGACGGGGCGGAUUGGCAAGGGUUUGGAGCGCAAGGGGCAGCAGUGGGGGCCGUGCAGGCUGUGCCACGGGGCCAGGUGGGGCAAGGGGAGAAGAGGCUAGGGGCGCAAGGGGAAAGGAUGCAAGGAGUGGACGGGCGAGGCAUCUCAAGUGCAGAAGCAGCAGAGGAAGCAAGUGCAGGAGAGGCAAGAAGUGCAGGGGAGGCAAGAAGUGCAGGAGAGGCUGCUUCUUUUAAGGGGUUAGUGCAAGGCCAGCUGCCACCCACCAGCGUUAGUGCUGAAAAUGCCGCUUGUGAUCUGAACGCACCUGCUGCAUCCAACGGCCCUGAUGCAUCUGCAGGAUUCAACGGCCCAGAUGCCCCGGCUGUGUUGCCAGAUCCAGAUUUCCUGCCUCCUGGGGUAACAGGUGAUGGUCAUGUGGAGUAUGCCCCUGUACCGUUCUCAACCGUUGGGUUUCCUGCAGAAUCAUCGCUCUGCUCCGAUGAGGAUAUACUUGCAGCAGCAGCGAUGGUCGAGGCAGCCAUAGGGAGUUUCGCUGCAGAUUCCAGGGUAAUUUACCCUUCCAAAAAAAGGGAAGGGGGAGGAGCAGGGGGAGGGGGAGGGGCUGGGGGAGGAGCAGGGGGGACGGGAAGUGGAGUGAUGCGAGUGCCGGCAAAAGUGGUGGCAGAGGGAGGGGUAGGGCCGGGGAUGAUUGUGAGGAGGAAGGCAGGUCAAGCCCCCCGCAUGUGGGCUGUCCCUACCAUGGACUUAGAAUCUGCUCUAGAGGCCGCUAUGGGGGCGGCUGAUCGGGUGGAGAAGGGCCCUCUCGAGGCUACUUGUGAAGCCACUUCUGAGGCGCCUCAAAAGGCCCCCCGCAUGUGGGCUGUCCCUACCAUGGACCUGGAAUCCGCUCUAGAGGCCGCUAUGAGGGCGGCUGAUCGGGUGGCUGGAAGGGUGGAGAAGGGGGUUUGUUGUGAGGCAGAGGCAGCAAAGCCAACGCAGCAGCACAGUGUCACGGCUGAGAGCGCUGAGAUGAGAGGAGGGAGGGAGCAGGUCCAGACUAUGGGUCUGGGUUCGGGGCCAGAGGCGGCUGUGGGGGUGGCUGAUAGGGUAGAGCAGGGGGGUUGUGACAUGAUGGCUCAGAGGAGGGGAGAGAGGGAGCAGGGGGGUUGUGACAUGAUGGGUCAGAGGAGAGGCGGGAGGGAGCAGGUCCAAAAGAUGAGUCUGGAUUCGGCCCGACGCAUGUGGGGUGUUCCGAGUAUGGAAUUAGAAUCGGCUCUAGAGGCUGCUGUGGGGUUGGCUGAUAGGGUGGCGAAGAGGGCGAGUGUUGAAACGAACCAGGGGCAUGCUUUAACGCGUAUGGAGGUGGACAGGUGUGAGAUGGAGCAUGGCAGUGCUGCUUCAGCUGGGGUUGCGUGUGGAGGAGAGGGAGAGGGUGAGGGAGAGGGAGAGAGAGCAGAGGUGGGAGAGAGUGUGGGUAGGGUGGGAUCGUUUGCUUUCAGUGUUGGGGUGGAAGCAAGGCGUGACUCGGGUGUCAGCAGCACUGUUGCUGGUGGCGGCGGUGCUGCUGCUGCUGCUGCUGCUGCUGCUGCUGCGUUGGAAGCAAGUUUGAGGGAACAGUACAGAGACAGUCGAGGAGAUAGCAGAGGAGAGAGCAGUUUUUCCCAUUCUCUUACGCCGCCUGGGUGGAUUUUUCCAUCCACCGCUUAUGACGCUCUUGAGGAUGCUCUUAGCGAGUAUGACGCUAGGAGUGUGAGCAUUGGCAGCAGAAUCAGCAGCUCUAAGGGGGGAGGAGGGUCGGGGUUUCCGAUUUCCUGCCUGGGAGGGGGGUUAUUAUCGGUUCCCGAGUCUGCUAAAAGGAGCGCCCUUUCCAGCCCUUCGUGCCUCAGCCCAAGGUUCGCAGCAGUGCUCAAGUCCCUCAGCAGGCCUGCCGGGGCGUCUAAGGCUAAUGCAAGUCCAGAGCGACAGGAGAAGGUGGAUGCAGCAACAAGGCGGCUGCUGCAGCUGCAGGAGCAUCUGAGGCGGCUGAGCAGACAAGGGCUCAUUGCGGGGGAUGGGGAGGACGAGGCUGGUGGGAGAGGGAGUGAGGGAGUGAGAGAGGAGGGCGCUUUGGAGAGCCAGGGGGUACAGGGGGUAUGUCAGGGGGUGUGCCGGGGGGUAAACGAUGGGGACCUUGUGGUUGAGGAGGACAGGGAUAGCGCUGCUGAGAGCCAGGGGGUAGGGCAGGGAGUAGGGCAGGGAGUAUGCCAGGGGGGUGUUCAGGGGCUAGAGCAGGAAGCAGAGCAAGGGAUCAUCCCAGGGGGUGACUCGCAUAUCAAUGGAAUCAGGCAGGAAAUCGUUCCUGAGGGCCAGACAAACGAGUUGACCUUUGGGUCGACUCAAGAGCCAAGGGAUGACUUGCACGUCAAUGGAAUGGGCCAGGGGGUUGAGCCUGAGGGGGACCUUGAGGGCAAUGGGUGGGACAUGGAGAGCCAGGGAGACAGUGGCAGCUUGGGGGUAAGCAGCAGUGGUGGUGGCAGCAGCAGGAGUGAGGGGCCUUGUGCGCGGCAGGCUAGUGUGAGUGGAGCUGCCGGUGCAGGUGGGAAGGAUGGUGGGAAGGGGGGGUCGAUAGCUAGAGUGCCCAAGAGCAAAAUCUUGUCACUGUUGAAGGGAGGAAAGGUGCAGGAGGGGCACGGAAAAGGGCACGGGGAUGGGAAGGGGCAGGGGGAGAGAGAGAAGGGACAGGAGGAAAGAGGGAACGGACAGGAGGAGAGACAAUCAGGGCAUGAGGCGAAGGCAGACGGCAUGAGACCAUGGAGAAUGAAGGGUGGUAAAAACAAGUUUUAG
Molecule: messenger RNA, 4866 nt
Organism: Closterium sp. NIES-65
Lineage: Eukaryota; Viridiplantae; Streptophyta; Zygnematophyceae; Desmidiales; Closteriaceae
Source: the annotation of a GenBank genome assembly